This is a messenger RNA of Suillus fuscotomentosus, 1987 nucleotides long. RefSeq lists its product as uncharacterized. Lineage: Eukaryota; Fungi; Basidiomycota; Agaricomycetes; Boletales; Suillaceae. Gene Ontology annotation, cellular component: mitochondrion. Gene Ontology annotation, molecular function: tRNA binding; serine-tRNA ligase activity; ATP binding. The record is from RefSeq and is a predicted model, not a curated record. The coding region runs from base 12 to 1538 and encodes 508 amino acids. Gene Ontology annotation, biological process: mitochondrial seryl-tRNA aminoacylation. The transcript is spliced from 4 exons.
GUUUGGGCUUAAUGUCCUCUUCGUUGCUGCCUUCUCUCAGUCAUUGCUGUCAACGUCAACGCUUCAAUAUCGUGUUGCAGCAUGGUUUCAGAGGGUCCCGUUUUCUGUCGAUGAAGGUCCCAGAGGUGCUCUCUGUGACAACAGACCUUCCUAAACCACGCCUCGACUACCGCGCUAUUUCAGAGUCGAUAGUGUACAAGUCUCACAACGCCUUCAAUCGCAAGGCUCCACUUCCGAUUGGUGCAUUGCAGUCGGUCGUGCGCCAUUACGAUGAACAGAAGAGACUCUCCAGCGAGUUAGGCUCGAAGCGCCACGCACGCUCGAACUUAGGCGAAAAGAUGCGACAGAUCAAAGAUCCAAUUGAGAAGCAGGUUGUCUUGAAGGAGGCUAAACUUCUCAAGGCGGAGGUCACAGACCUGGAGAAGCAACUUGUGACAGUGGAGGACAUUUUACUGGGGCUUGCAUUGCAGAUACCGAAUGACACACAUCCUGAUGUACCACUAGGUCCAGAGGAAGCUGCUGUGGUACUUUCCACUCAUGGACCGGAUCCCAUUGCCGCCAGUGGCAAUCGUGACCACAUGGAUAUUGGUCGCGCUCUUGGUAUCCUUGACUUCGAAGCGGGGGCGACCGUCACGGGUUCAUCAUGGUAUUAUCUGCUAGGAGAGGCUGCACUCUUGGAGAUGGCUCUGACCAACUAUGCCCUCUCAAUUGCUCUUAAACACGGAUUUCGAUUCGUCACGACGCCGGACGUCGUUCGGGCAGACAUUGCCCUACGAUGUGGAUUCCAACCUAGAGAUCACAAUGCUGAUCCACCUGUUUCGCAAAUGUAUCAUAUUGCAUCUUCGAAUCCUUCUCAUCCCGAACUCGUACUUUCUGGCACCGCAGAAAUACCGCUUGGCGGUAUGUUCGCAAAUCAAAUAUUCACGGAGCAAGCUUUGCCUUUGAAAGUGGUCGGUCUUGGCCGUUCAUUCAGAGCUGAGGCAGGUGCCCGUGGCGCAGACACUCGUGGACUGUACCGAGUUCACCAAUUCUCGAAGCUUGAGCUUUUCGUUGUUUGUAGUGAAGACGCGAGUGAACAAAUGAUGGAAGAACUUCGUAGUGUGCAAACCGAAAUUUUUGAAGGCCUAAAUUUUCCGUUUCGGGUUUUGGAUAUGCCUACCGAAGAAUUAGGUGCUAGCGCGUACCGCAAAUAUGAUAUGGAAGCGUGGAUGCCAGGUCGAGGGAGUUGGGGAGAAAUCUCUUCCGCAUCUAAUUGUACUGAUUACCAGGCCCGUCGUCUCCACAUCCGCUACCGUCGAUCGUCAGGUACGCACAGGCACAGCACACCAGCGUCCUCAUCCGCUUCGACUCAGUCAGCACCUGCGAUACCAUUCGCCCACACUUUAAAUGGCACCGCAGCUGCCAUUCCUCGUCUGGUCGUUGCUCUUAUAGAGAACGGUGCAUGGUUCGACGAAGAAGGCAAGCCAAUGGGUCUUGAUCUACCCAGCACUUUGAAGCCUUUCUGGCAUGGUACAUCUUCGAUCAUACGGUGGACUUGAACAUGGGAUGUUGGCGCGCUAUUUGUUGUCAUUGUCAAGACGAAGGGAACUCAAAAGAAAUAACCCUUGUCUGAUUGACUGGUACCUUCAGGCAGUUGAGACGAGUCCGCCAAGCUUCCAAGUUCGUUAGGAUGUAUAUGUAGGUAGCUGCACAGGCAGCUCUGGUACUUCAAUGAAGCGUUGCGUUUUGCCAAAGAGAUAACGGUUCGGCCUUAGGGGGAAAAACGCGCACAUGUCAUAACCUAUUUUUGCUCCAGAAUACCUAGGCUUGACCCAUUUUCAGCCAUGGCCAACGAUCCAUGAUACAUAUGGUACAACUGCUACUCAGCUAUGAACUAUGCUACCUCGCUGCCCAGCGUAUCUUGUAAAAAAAAUUACUGCAGAAAGGUCACCUGGCUUCGCUUCAUCAUUCCUCAGACCGUUGUAUAUUCGAUCCACCCAUCGAACGA